Messenger RNA from Anguilla anguilla (European eel), 4296 nucleotides. Its product is annotated as potassium voltage-gated channel subfamily G member 1-like. Gene Ontology annotation, cellular component: voltage-gated potassium channel complex; membrane. The coding region runs from base 652 to 2226 and encodes 524 amino acids. Gene Ontology annotation, molecular function: delayed rectifier potassium channel activity. The record is from RefSeq and is a predicted model, not a curated record. Gene Ontology annotation, biological process: potassium ion transmembrane transport; protein homooligomerization; regulation of delayed rectifier potassium channel activity. The transcript has 6 exons. Lineage: Eukaryota; Metazoa; Chordata; Actinopteri; Anguilliformes; Anguillidae.
AGUCGUGUAGAAUCAUUCCGGGCAGGCCUGUUCUUCAUUAUUUUGGUUGCCAUUUCUAGAAGAAGAUAUCUCAGUUACUUGGAAAGAAGAAUGGCUUUUGGUGCAUGUUUGGCAAAACAUCUGGCUGAAUCAGUUGAUUACAAAUUUCUUGGAUACUCAAAUCUGGACCUCAAAUCCAAAUCCAGCCCUGGUUUUCUUUCACCCCAGUGCAGUGAGGUCAUGUGCCAAUUGACUCCCGGCACUGCACUAAAAUGGCUGAAAUUGUAGUUUACUGCACCACGAGCGACUGGUCUGGAGUCUGCAGUGGUGCCGAGGGGGGACUUACAGGGCCAGCGCACCCAAAAAUGAGCUUAAGGAACUUCAUCCCAGGGGAACAAUGGUUCCCGGCCGGGAGCCGAGCCUUUUCGCAAGCACCCGUUCCGUCUCUAGACUGUCGACUUCUGACGCAUCGCGUAAACAAGCGCUGAAGCAGACGGCGAUUCACAGAGCAUCUGAAGCAGCUGAAGCCUCGUUCAGUCUCUCUGAGACCUUGGUUGGCUUUUGCUUCUUCCCAGACUGUCUAAUGUCAGAUGCUGAGAAAUCAGCCCUCAAACACACAGGUGGCGACAUGACAUAACGAUAUAGUGUGACCAAAAGUUAUGUGACAGCAAGAUGACUCUUCUGGCUGGAGACGGCUCAGACUAUGACUACAGCGCCCUGAGCUGUACCUCGGACAUCUCCUUCAACCCCCCUCCCUCGCAGGAGCGGGAGGCCUCCAAGGGAGUGUUCUACAAGCGGGCCCGGCUCCUACCCCCAGGCGAGGAGGACGGCGGCGGCGGCGACCGGUGCCCCUACCCCGCGGCUCGCAAGCUCCACGCCCUCAUCAACGUCGGGGGCCUCCGCUACCAGCUUCCCUGGGCCACGCUGGAGGACUUCCCCCUGACCCGGCUGGGCCGGCUCCGCCUCUGCGCCAGCUUCGACGAGAUCAUGCGCGUGUGCGACGACUACGACGUGGCGCGCAACGAGUUCUUCUUCGACCGCAGCCCCUGCGCCUUCCGCAGCAUCGUGGCCUUCCUGCGGGCGGGGGAGCUGCGCGCCCUGCGGGAGACCUGCGCCCUGUCCUUCCGCGAGGAGCUGCGCUACUGGGGCGUGGCCGAGGAGAACCUGCAGUGGUGCUGCCGGCGCCGCGUGCUCCAGCGGGCCGAGGAGUGCCGGGAGCUGGACCGCGCCGCCGAGGAGGACGAGCUGCUGGGGGGCGCCGACCGAGGCGCCCGUGACCCCCUGACCCCCGAGUCGCGGCUGAGCCUCUACAUGGCCCGGCUCAGGGACAUGGUGGAGAGGCCGCACUCCGGACUGCCGGGGAAGAUCUUCGCCAGCCUGUCGGUGCUCUUCGUCACCAUUACCGCCAUCAACCUGUCCAUCAGCACCAUGCCGGCCAUGAGAGAGGAGGAGGAGACGGGCAAGUGUUCUCAGAUGUGCUACAACAUCUUCAUCGUGGAGACGGUGUGCGUGGCCUGGUUCUCCCUGGAGUUCACCCUGCGCUUCAUCCAGGACCGCCGGAAGCUGGCCUUCCUGCGGCAGCCGCUCAACCUGAUCGACGUGCUGGCCAUCCUGCCCUACUACAUCACCCUGAUGGUGGACAGCACGUCGGCGGCGGGGGAGAAGCGGCUGGGCUCGGGCAGCAGCUACCUGGACAAGGUGGGCCUGGUGCUGCGGGUGCUGCGGGCGCUGCGCAUCCUGUACGUGAUGCGGCUGGCGCGCCACUCGCUGGGCCUGCAGACGCUGGGCCUGACCGCGCGGCGCUGCACGCGCGAGUUCGGCCUGCUCCUCCUCUUCCUGUGCGUGGCCACCGCCCUCUUCUCGCCGCUGCUCUACCUGGUGGAGAACGAGGCCACGGCCUCGCGCGAGUUCAGCAGCGUCCCUGCCACCUACUGGUGGGCCGUCAUCACCAUGACGACGGUGGGCUACGGCGACAUGGUGCCGCGCAGCGUGCCGGGCCAGGUGGUGGCGCUCAGCAGCAUCCUGAGCGGGAUCCUGCUCAUGGCCUUUCCCGUCACCUCCAUCUUCCACACCUUCUCGCGCUCGUACCUGGAGCUGAAGCAGGAGCAGCAGCGCGCCACGCAGCGCCGGACCCGCUUCCUGCUGCGGAGCAAGGCGGCGGGCCUCAGCGACCUCUCGCUGGAGAGCGACGGCUUCUUCCGCAGCGAGUCCUCCGACCCCAGGGACAGCGAGGACGGAGAGGGCUAGACGCCAGGGGAGGUCUCCUUCAGCUUCUUUCUCUUCACAUUUCAUUCACUUGUUUAUUUACCUUUACUUAAGCGGGUUGGUCAACUGAGCGCUCAAAUAUCAUUGGCAGUUAUGGCCUGGGGAAAGCAAAUCAGGUAGGGAAGGCAAGGAUUGUGUGGCCAAUCAAAUUGUAGGGAGGUUAUAUAAGGUGGCCAGAUUCAGAGAGCCGUUUUUGUAGGAAAAUGAUCAAGGCAUCAAGCUGAACACUCACAUUUCAUGUUAUUUUAAACCGUAUUCUCUUUCUUAAUAGUCUGAGCACAUUAGCCACCACAUCACGUAUAGGCGUAAUAUCAUAUUGUAAUUAACUUGACUGGCAUACACAAUUGAUUUUUAUCUGGUGUAAUUUUCAUGAAGCAGUGUAUGACAUACCAUCACUGAGCAUAUCUACUGUCAAGUGUAGAUUAGGAAAACAGGACUUGGGUAAUACAAGUUUGCUUUUUUUGCCGUGCAGGUUAUCAAGUUAUUUACUAUAUGGAACAUGUCAAUAAUCAUCCCCAGCACAAAUAUUUUAGGUUUUUUAUUUUUUUCCCCCCUUAUGGGUGUUAAUCAUGUUGUUAUAUCAUGUGACUAAUAAAAAAAAGAGACCUUAAAAUGCAUAGCCAUUCCAUAAUUAAGGUUAUUGUUAAUAAACAAAUAUAAAGUGGAAGGGACUAAUUUUUGCUGGUAUAAUUUCACAGUAAUACAGCACAUUGCGGUAAUUAUACUUGGAAGCAUAUUUAGUUUUCCUUCACUUCGUAUUUUUAAAUCUGAUUUUACGCACAGCCUGAAGAGAUUAGCCUAUAGCACUGGCGAAUUGCAGGCAAAUUUUGAGCUACGGUGCACAGUGACUGCAUCUGAAUGUACUCCAGACUGUUUUCACCUCCCCGUACAGCGUGUCCCUGCUACCUCCUACUCAUCGCUCAAGAGCCUGUCGGAUUGUUUUUCCAACUUUCACGCUGUUUGCCCGACCUGACGAUCACAGCUUGUUGACCUUCAUCUUAGUUCUCACACGCCUGAAGGAGUGGCGGCAAUGACUCGAGACACGCAACUGAUGAUUUCAAAUUGAAGAUGGGGGGGGGGGGGGAGAGAGAGAGAGAGAGAAAACAAGACCAGGUUAAAACCUAGUAUAUGGCUGGACCUAACACACGUGAUCCGGCCUACCAAUGGUGUAACUUCAUAACCCGGCCGACCAAUGGUGUAACUUCAUCACUCAGUCACUCAGUCACAGACAUUUGCGUUUUUAGGGCUGGCCCCGCUGUUGCGGUUCAGCCAAAAAUAUUUCGGCACAGUUUCAAGCUAUAUGCCAGAAACAAGAAACACAAAUGCAUCUGUUAAAACGCUGAUUGUUCAAAACCAAGUGUCACACAAAAAAAGCAUAUUUCUUCCAUGAUUUAUAAUGUACUCUUACACCGUCUUAUGUGGCCAGCGUUGAUAGAAUAGCCCUUUUAACAACAUAUCCCACACGACUGUGUUCUGUCCUUCUAUCUUUGCGUUUUGGUUUUCUCACGUAAAAUGGGGCUGCAUUCGCAUUUUAGAAUUUACUUCAUAGUCUGUCACUAUAUGAGUAAAUGUAAGUAUGACCAUAUUUACUUCAUUAUCAUUGAUAGAAGAAAAUACAUAAUCUUGAACCUAGUCUGUUUAUCUCCCCACUUUAUUUGCUGUAAUGGUAAUUGCAGGUAUUGUUAUAAUGAUUUUGAGUCGCUUCUGUUUUAGACUUGUUACAAAACAAAAUGGUCCCAUAUUUGUGGUCAAAUAAACUAGUUAACAAAGUUGGAGAAAAUAAAAAUCAGUGUCUUAAAAAUCACCGUGUUGUUUGUGCCAGUACAACCAGAUAUGCCUCAUUUCGCCAUUUUAUAGUGAUGGAUCUGAGAAUCUCGUGUUUGCAUACCGUUUGUACGUCUGGUGACCUGGCAUAGAAACGUCUACGUUUUAUUUUGAUUCCUUAUACAGGUUAAACUGUAACAAGCUUGGCUCUGUUGUGAUGUAAGUGAGCCUUUUUCGCUUUCAUUGUUCUGUAAUACGGUGACAAAAUAAAGGAUCGGCCUCAAUUUC